Molecule: messenger RNA, 819 nt
Organism: Moesziomyces antarcticus
Lineage: Eukaryota; Fungi; Basidiomycota; Ustilaginomycetes; Ustilaginales; Ustilaginaceae
Exons: 4
Coding region: 1-819 (272 amino acids)
Source: RefSeq, a predicted model, not a curated record
AUGUACGUGCUUCGUACCCCUGAUCCGGGCGGCGGCACCCAUGCGCGCCAGCCGAAACCAUCGGAUCGCGCGGAGCUGCUCGCCCAGCCCCUGCCGUUGGAAGAGGUGCUCGACCGUCUGGCGCGUGUCGAAAACGAAGAGGAGGCGGCCAUGAUGCGCCAGAGGAUCGACGAGGUCAAGCGACGCGUGACGACGACGACGACGACGAGCGGCGUCGGCGGCGAGGCGAGGGUGGAGGCGUGCAUCAACAAUACGCACUUUGACGUGAGGGCACAGCCCAUCUUGCAAAUCACGCCCGCGUAUCUGGGGUACUGCUGGCGGCGCGGCUUGGCACUCCAGAUGGCACACAUGCAGGACGGCAUCGACGGCAUCCUGCCCGUCUUCGUCGGUGAUCUCGACCGCGCUUGGAGCGACGACGAAGAGCCGGCAGGCCAGAUGACGUACGUGGCCUGGGAGCUCGAGCACGUUGGCGGAGCAGAGGGGCUGACGAGCAGAGCCAUGCUUGCGCUGCUGCUCGACCUAGGCACCUCGUCCGCCCUUGCGGCCGGACCCCGGGAUGCCAAGGGUGCCGAGCAUCUCGAGCAUGUGCACGCGUCCAAGGAGGCGACGAUGCAGUCCAAGGCCAUGCGAGCCGGAGUAGGGCAUAUGCGCAGCGUCUUUGUGGAUCUCCUGCGCCACAUGGCCGACGAGCCGGCGUACGAGCUGCACAAUACACUCACCGACCCGCUCUGGAACGACAGCGUGCAUCCCACCGGCGCCUGCUCGGCACAGCAAAGCCAACGCAAGGCGGAGCAAGCAGAGGCCGAGGAAGAGCAGUGA